This is a messenger RNA of Sinocyclocheilus grahami, 540 nucleotides long. RefSeq names its product ferritin, heavy subunit-like. Gene Ontology annotation, biological process: intracellular iron ion homeostasis; iron ion transport. Gene Ontology annotation, cellular component: cytoplasm. The transcript is spliced from 3 exons. NCBI's taxonomy places the organism in Eukaryota, Metazoa, Chordata, Actinopteri, Cypriniformes, Cyprinidae. Bases 1 to 438 code for a protein of 145 amino acids. Gene Ontology annotation, molecular function: ferric iron binding; ferrous iron binding. The record is from RefSeq and is a predicted model, not a curated record.
AUGAAGGCCAAAAUCUUUGAGCAGAGGGAUGUGGCUUUACCCAGAGUGUCUGCGUAUUUUCAUCAGGAAUCAGUGAAGGAACUAGAGCGGGCAGAGGCAAUGCUGCAGUAUCUGUCCCAGCGCGGAGGAAAAUACUGCAAUAAGAACAUCCAGAGGCCAUGCACUGAAGAGGUGUGUGCCGUCCUUCCUGCUCUGGAGAUGAUGCUUAACCAGUGGAAGGAGGAGAUGAGCGUCAUGCUGGAGCUGAAUCAGCUGGCGCAUGAGUACGGAGAUCCACACACCGCCAGCGUAAUCAAGAGUCAGUUCAUUCAGCCCCUCGUCCCAAAGGUCAAACUCAUCGGUGACCUCUUGACCAGCGCUCUCAGAGUGGGUUGCACCGGUGACAGCACGGGUGGCUUUGGCGAGUACCUCAUCGACCGGCUACAAGAGACCGCUUAGUCUUUCUCUUUGUUAAUCAUUUAGGAACCAUGUUUGCACUGUAAAAAGUGACUAUUCAAAGUAGUAAAAAAAAAACAAAGAUUAUUGGAGUACCUUUUACAA